This is a messenger RNA of Paramecium sonneborni, 422 nucleotides long. Lineage: Eukaryota; Ciliophora; Oligohymenophorea; Peniculida; Parameciidae. The record is from the annotation of a GenBank genome assembly.
AAAUUAAUGGGGAUAUGUUCUUCUAAGACAAAAAAUCCUCAAACAAAUCAACAACAAUAAUAUUCAAAAAAUCAGACACAUUAAAAUCAAACUCCUAAUCAAUAAAUUAUAGAAAUACCAGAAUAAAGAACACAAAAAAUUGAAGAACAAAAAUAAAUAAUUAAAAUUACAGAAUAAGCACCUAUUGUUCAAACAUAGUAAUAACAAGAAAAUGAAAAAAUAGAUAUGUUCCCUUUAAGUAAAGAAGAAUUUGACUAAUUUAAGGAUGAUAUUUGUAUCAAAAACAUACAUAAAUCAUUUGAUGAUAUUGAUAAGAUAUUAAAUAAAGUAUGAAAAUAAUUUUAUAAUAGUUAACAGAAGAACUUGAUAAAAUUUCACAAUAUUUUUUAACAGGUACUGAUUACGAAGCCCUUAGACGAUGA